GGUUUCACCCUAUUUCAACCCACCGAAAUAAGACAAUAAUCGACUUGUCUUUCCAUAGCACAACUCACCAGUGAGCAGUUUAGAAAUGUGGAUUUGUGGCAGACAAUAAAAACCUUGAUGAUGAUAAUUACAAAGGGAUAGGUGAAUGAUGUAGGUGCUGACUAGUUGAGGUGUGGUGGUAGCGAUGUACACAUACAUAGCCUAAACGCAUACUAUUACCUUGUCUCAUACACUGUUUCAGUUCCUCUUUUACGCGGGUGGGGUAAAGGCACAUUCCCGACGUCUAAACAUUGGAGUUUUUAGAAAUCGGAAUGGGAGGGGGCUUGUCACGUGCCUUUAUUUCGAAGUUAGAAAAAAAUUAAGGGGGAAGGGGCUGCGGAGGGGUACAUUGAGGACAUCGAUUUUUUUUGCCAAUGCAUUGGUAUUUGUGGGGGAAUCCUAUUGACCGACUGUGGGGCUUAUGAAUAGCAAAUGUGUUAUUUUGUAGAAUACCAUAAACAUUCGAGCUCCAUCAAUUUGUUUGUUUUCUCUCAGAGCUUUAAAGUCUAAUGGUUGUGGACUAUUUUACUUAGCGGAAGCGUAGAGUUUUGGUUCAGGAGUGUUGUUUGGGUGUUAGGCUACUGAAUGAGUGCAGCACUGAAUUCGGGUGAUAUCAACGUAAGCCGGCGAGACGCCUUUCAUUGUACAUCGUAUUUUACUUUUGAGAGCUUUUGGGGCACUUUUAAUACAAGACAACAUUCAUUCCUCCUCGUGUCCCCUUCCCCUUUCCUUUUCUCCGGACACUUGAAACACAAAAAGCCAAAAAAAUGGCUCAGAUACUGCCGAUACGAUUUCAGGAACAUCUGCAGCUGCAGAACCUAGGGGUGAAUCCGGCCAACAUCGGGUUCAGCUACCUGACCAUGGAGUCUGACAAAUUCAUCUGCAUCCGGGAGAAGGUGGGUGAGCAAAACCAGGUGGUGAUCAUAGACAUGGCUGACCCCAAUAACCCCAGCAGGCGACCCAUUUCCGCUGACAGCGCCAUUAUGAACCCUACAAGCAAGGUCAUCGCCCUGAAAGAGGACGCUGCUAAGUGCCUGCAGAUCUUCAACAUUGAGAUGAAGAGUAAGAUGAAGGCUCACACCAUGACAGAGGAAGUCAUGUUCUGGAAGUGGAUCUCUGUCAACACCGUCGCCUUGGUGACUGAAGCGGCCGUCUACCAUUGGGGCAUGGAGGGGGACUCUCAGCCAAUCAAAGUGUUUGAUCGGCACGCCAGUCUGGCCGGUUGCCAGAUCAUAAACUACAGAACAGACGAACAGCAGAAGUGGCUUCUGCUUAUCGGGAUCUCGGCACAGCAAAACCGUGUGGUGGGGGCCAUGCAGCUGUACUCUGUGGACAGGAAGGUGUCCCAGCCCAUCGAGGGACAUGCUGCAGCCUUCGGAGAGUUUAAGGUGGAGGGCAACACCAAACCCUCCACUCUCUUCUGCUUUGCUGUGCGCAGCCAGGCUGGUGGCAAGCUGCAUAUCAUAGAGGUGGGUCACCCGGCUACAGGGAACCAGCCAUUUACCAAGAAGGCGGUUGAUGUGUUCUUCCCUCCUGAGGCGCAGACAGACUUCCCCGUCGCCAUGCAGAUUGGCACCAAGCAUGGCGUGAUCUACCUGAUCACUAAGUAUGGCUACAUCCACCUGUAUGAUCUGGAGUCGGGAGUGUGUAUCUAUAUGAACCGCAUCAGCGCUGAGACCAUCUUCGUCACUGCCCCCCACGAAUCCACCUCCGGCAUCAUCGGGGUUAACAAGAAGGGACAGGUGUUGUCAGUGUGUGUGGAGGAGGAGAACAUAGUGAACUAUGCCACCAACGUGCUGCAGAACCCAGACCUGGGCCUGAGGAUGGCCAUGCGUUCUAACCUGGCCGGGGCAGAUGAGUUGUUUGCCAGGAAGUUCAACACGCUGUUCGCCCAGGGUUCCUACUCCGAGGCUGCCAAGGUGGCUGCCUCCACACCAAAGGGUAUCCUGCGUACAGCGGAGACCAUCCGUAAGUUCCAGAGUGUGCCAAGCCAGCCGGGCCAGGCCUCUCCCCUGCUUCAGUACUUUGGCAUCCUGCUGGACGAAGGCCAGCUCAACAAGUUUGAGUCUCUGGAGCUGUGCAGGCCCGUGCUACAGCAGGGACGCAAGCAGCUGCUGGAGAAGUGGCUGAAAGAGGACAAGCUGGAGUGUUGUGAGGAGCUUGGUGACCUGGUUAAGGCAGUAGAUCCUACUCUGGCCCUCAGCGUCUACCUCAGGGCCAACGUACCCAGCAAGGUGAUCCAGUGCUUUGCUGAGACCGGACAGUUCCAGAAGAUAGUGCUUUACGCCAAGAAGGUGGGCUACUCUCCAGACUGGGUGUUUCUGUUGAGGAAUGUGAUGCGGGUCAGUCCAGAACAGGGUCUACAGUUCUCUCAGAUGCUGGUUGCAGAUGAGGAGCCCCUGGCCAACAUCAACCAGAUAGUGGAUGUGUUCAUGGAGGGCAGUCUGAUCCAGCAGUGCACCUCAUUCCUAUUGGACGCUCUGAAGAACAACCAGCCAGCCGAGGGACACCUACAGACACGCCUACUGGAAAUGAACCUCCUCCAUGCUCCCCAGGUGGCCGAUGCAAUCCUGGGAAACCAGAUGUUUAGUCACUAUGACCGAGCCCACAUCGCCCAGCUGUGUGAGAAAGCUGGGCUGCUGCAGAGGGCUCUAGAGCACUACACUGACCUGUUCGACAUCAAAAGGACUCUCGUACACACACACCUGCUCAACCCUGAGUGGCUGGUGAACUUCUUUGGCGCCCUGUCAGUAGAGGACUCUAUAGAGUGUCUUCGGGCCAUGUUAUCAGCCAACAUCCGACAGAACCUUCAGCUGUGUGUCCAGGUGGCAUCUAAAUACCACGAACAGCUGGGAACAAAUGCCCUGGUGGAUCUCUUCGAGUCCUUCAAGAGUUUUGAGGGUGUGUUCUACUUCCUGGGUUCCAUAGUGAACUUUAGCCAGGACCCCGAUGUUCAUUUUAAAUACAUCCAGGCAGCCUGUAAGACCGGACAGAUCAAGGAGGUGGAACGCAUCUGUAGAGAGAGCAACUGUUACGACCCGGACAGGGUCAAGAACUUCCUCAAGGAGGCUAAACUGACAGACCAGCUGCCUCUGAUCAUAGUGUGUGACCGCUUUGACUUUGUCCAUGACCUGGUUCUCUACCUCUACCGCAACACUCUGCAGAAGUACAUUGAGAUCUAUGUUCAGAAGGUGAACCCUAGCCGGCUGCCGGUGGUGAUAGGAGGUCUAUUGGAUGUAGACUGUGCUGAAGAUGUCAUUAAGAACCUGAUCUUGGUGGUGAGAGGACAGUUCUCCACAGAUGAGCUGGUGGCAGAGGUGGAGAAGAGGAACAGACUGAAGCUGUUGUUGCCGUGGCUGGAGUCUCGUAUCCACGAGGGCUGUGAGGAGCCGGCUACUCACAAUGCCUUGGCUAAGAUCUACAUAGACAGUAACAACAACCCGGAGCGCUUCCUGAAGGAGAACACCUUCUACGACAGCACUGUAGUGGGGAAGUAUUGUGAGAAGAGAGACCCCCACCUCGCCUGUGUUGCCUAUGAGAGGGGCCAGUGUGACCUGGACCUUAUCAAGGUGUGCAAUGAGAACUCCCUGUUCAAGAGUGAGGCUCGCUACCUGGUCAGACGGAAAGACCCAGAACUAUGGGCCAAUGUUCUAGAGGAGAACAACCCUUAUAGACGCCAACUCAUAGACCAGGUGGUGCAGACAGCUCUGUCAGAGACCCAGGACCCAGAGGAGGUAUCGGUGACUGUCAAGGCCUUUAUGACAGCUGACCUGCCCAAUGAGCUCAUCGAACUACUGGAGAAGAUUGUACUGGACAACUCAGUCUUCAGCGAGCACCGAAACCUCCAGAACCUGUUGAUCCUGACGGCCAUCAAGGCAGACCGGACACGUGUGAUGGAGUACAUCAACCGCCUAGACAACUACGACGCCCCAGACAUCGCUAACAUCGCCAUCAGCAACGAGCUCUUCGAGGAAGCCUUCGCCAUCUUCAAAAAGUUUGACGUCAACACCUCCGCCAUUCAGGUUCUGAUCGAGCAUAUCAGUAACCUGGACAGAGCCUAUGAGUUUGCAGAGCGUUGUAAUGAGGCUGCUGUAUGGAGUCAGCUGGCCAGAGCCCAGCUCCAGAGAGACCUGGUUAAAGAGGCCAUCGACUCCUACAUCAAAGCUGACGACCCGUCAGCCUACAUGGAGGUGGUCAGCGCGGCCAGCAAGAACGAUAACUGGGAGGAUCUGGUGAAGUUCCUUCAGAUGGCUCGUAAGAAGGCCCGGGAGUCCUACGUAGAGACAGAACUCAUCUUUGCUCUGGCUAAAACUGGCAGACUGGCCGAACUAGAUGAGUUUGUUAACGGCCCUAACAAUGCCCAUAUACAACAGGUGGGAGAUAGGUGUUUUGAGGAGGGCAUGUAUGAUGCUGCCAAGCUGCUGUAUAAUAAUGUGUCCAACUUUGCCCGCCUGGCGUCCACGCUGGUCCACCUAGGAGAGUACCAGGCUGCUGUGGACAGCGCCAGGAAAGCCAACAGCACACGCACCUGGAAGGAGGUGUGUUUUGCGUGUGUGGCUGGGGAGGAGUUUCGGUUGGCUCAGAUCUGUGGUCUUCACAUCGUCAUCCACGCUGAUGAACUGGAGGAGCUCAUCAGUGACUAUCAGGACCGGGGCUAUUAUGAGGAGCUGAUAGCCCUGUUGGAGGCAGCAUUGGGUUUGGAGCGUGCUCACAUGGGCAUGUUCACAGAGCUGGCCAUCCUCUACUCCAAAUUCAAACCCCAGAAGAUGAGAGAACAUCUGGAACUCUUCUGGUCCCGUGUCAACAUCCCUAAGGUGCUGCGAGCGGCGGAGCAGUCCCACCUGUGGGCGGAGCUAGUGUUUCUGUAUGAUAAAUAUGAGGAGUAUGACAAUGCUGUCCUCACGAUGAUGUCACACCCUACUGACGCAUGGAAGGAGGUGCAGUUCAAGGACAUCAUUGCUAAGUUGGCCAAUGUGGAGCUGUACUACAAAUCCCUUUCCUUUUACCUGGAUUACAAACCUCUGCUGACAAACGACCUUCUGACCAUACUGUCACCACGGUUAGACCACAGCCGGGCGGUCACAUACUUCACCAAGAUGAACCAGUUGAAGUUGGUAAAGCCUUACCUGCGGUCAGUCCAGAGUCACAACAACAAGGGAGUCAACGAGGCCCUCAAUAACCUACUGACAGAGGAGGAGGACUACCAGGGUCUGAGGGCAUCGAUUGAUGCGUAUGGUAACUUUGACACCAAUGCUCUGGCCCAGAGACUGGAGAAGCAUGAGCUGAUUGAGUUCAGACGCAUAGCAGCGUACCUCUACAAAGGCAACAACCGCUGGAGACAGAGCGUGGAACUCUGCAAGAAGGACAAAUUAUACAAGGAUGCAAUGCUGUAUGCUGCCGAGUCUAAGGAUGCAGAGUUGACUGAGACACUGCUGCAGUGGUUCCUGGAGGAGGGUAGGAAGGAGUGUUUCGCUGCCUGUCUGUUUGCCUCCUAUGACCUGCUGCACCCUGAUGUGGUGCUGGAGCUGGCCUGGAGACACAACAUCAUGGACUUUGCCAUGCCAUACUUCAUCCAGGUCAUGAGGGAGUAUCUCACCAAGGUUGAUGAGGUUGCGGAGAAGGUGACGGUGGACAAACUGGAGGAGUCAGAAAGCCAAAGGAAGACUGAGGAAAAAGUCCCAGAACCCACCCCCAUAGUGUUUGGUCAACAGCUGAUGUUGACAGCAGGUUCCGCUCCAGUGGCUCCCCAGCCAGGAUAUCCAGGAGGCUAUGGAUACACUGCUCCAGGCUACCCCACCCAGCCCCCCUACAGCUACAACAUGUAGACCACCUCUACCCCUCCCAGCCCCCCUACGGCUACAACAUAUAGACCACCUCUACCCCACCCAGCCCCUCUACAGCUACAACAUGUAGACCACCUCUACCCCACCCAGCCCCCCUACAGCUACAACAUGUAGACCACCUCUACCCCACCCAGCCCCCCUACGGCUACAACAUGGGUCCAUGCAUCUCAAAUGGCACACUAUUCCCUGUUUUGUGCACUACUUUUGACCAGGGCCAAUAGUGCUCCAGUCAGAAGUAGUGUCCUAUAUAGGCUUUAAGGUGUCCAUUUGGGUUGCAGAUCAUGUAGAGCAUAAGGCCCCAGUACCCCCACAUCCCAACCCCUCUUACCCAACCUGAAUCACACUUACCCUACACGGGGAUCAAAUACAUUACAGAUGCAGCUUGCUUAUGGAUUCAAUAUGGAUUCCCUGCCUUGAAACCCCUCAUACACAAUCUCUCUACUCUGUGAGACACCUAGUCCACCUCUGGACACUCCAAACCUCAACCCCACCACCACCACACCCAACUCAACCAAAAAUACCUCCUCUUUGCUCCCAUCUCCUCUCACUCCCCACCUCCUCUUGCUCCCCCUCCCUCUCCAAUGGACUAGAGCAAGGCUAACUGAACCCUCUACUUAGGCUGGCCUGACCAGCCCCCCCAUUCACCACUGCACAGCAUGGCGACAGCUCUUAGCUCCUAGAGAAAAUAGCUAACAGGUAAAAGCUAACGUACAGUACACCACUCUGUCCAGGUAUAUUCUAUCACUGUUCCAUAGACUGUAUCAACCAUAGAGCAGCUUUUUAAAAUAUGAGUUUUUCUAGAGAUGAUAAUAGAGUACUGGUAGUGGAGACUUUUACUGAGGAGCCAGAGAGGGAGUGGGUGAAGGGCUCAUCACGGAGUGCCCCUGCCCUCUGAGCACAGCUUGGCCUUGUACAGGAGGUGUCAACUGAGUCAUUUUUCAAGUUUGUUUCACGACUCUCUCCUACGUUUGGUUCACCACUCUCUCUCCUACGUUUGGUUCACCACUCUCUCUCCUACGUUUGGUUCACCACUCUCUCUCUCCUACGUUUGGUUCACCACUCUCUCUCUCCUACGUUUGGUUCACCACUCUCUCUCUCCUACGUUUGGUUCACCACUCUCUCUCUCUCCUACGUUUGGUUCACCACUCUCUCUCUCUCCUACGUUUGGUUCUUGACUGUUUCUGUUCAAUAGUUUUUGUUUGUCUAUCUGAACAGGUACUAUGUGUUGAAGACGCAACACUAUACAGUACUAUGGACUAGGAACACUAGUUAUUGGGAUUAUGGUGUACUUUUACUGUGUGUAGUUUAUCAAGCAUGUAGGGAUAUGUUGACAACACCAAGACUGAGAAGGUUUGCAUUGAUUCUCCUCUCCAAAUGCUCAUGUGCUAGCUGAUAAUAUCUAGGUCAACAUGGACGUUUGGGUCUCUCCACUUAACACUGUGAUGUAUGGCACACGAUCCCACAGCUCUGGAGUUGAUGAUGAUGUGAAACAUAACUGCUAUAUGCUGAGGUCUGUGCAUGUGCUGCCAAACAUAUAAUGCUGUAACAAUGCAACCAGGAGCACAAUGUCCAUGUUAUGCAUUUAAUAACAAGUAUUACCUAUGUUGUGUUCAAGGCUGAACAAAUGUAUUUUGAAGCCUUUACUGUCCCACCACGGACACCAACUAACAGGAGGGUGAAGGAAGUCCAAUAUUACACAAAGGAGAAUAAAAACACAAGAGGGAAUAGAACUCCUGUAUAUCCCUGUGCCAGUGGUCCAGAGUUAUUUCAUGUACUGAAGAAACAUUGUAGAAUUUAUGAUAUGUUGUGAUACUUAAAGAAAGAAGUUCAGUAUGAUAGAAUACCAUACAGUAUGCAUUGUCUAUAGUGUAUUGUUGUAGUUGGUCAUAAACAUGAUACUUAAAAAUAAAAUAAAAAUGACUAUACAAAAAGAGCAGAAUACAAACAUUAAACUCUUCAGAACGAUUGCUUGCAGCAGCCAACAUUCUAGGGUUUGUUUUCUUCCUGUUCAAGUAGCACAUGUCUAGUGAGAAUAUUCUGGAAAACUACCGCCAUGGUUUAUGGGUAAAUCUGGCCUCAUGCAUCCGGAGCUGCGCCACGAUAUUGUACAAAUGUUGCAUUGAGGUUCGUAGAAAACACUGAAAUCUGACCUGUGUACACCCAUUUCUCUCUGUUCAAGACAAGCGUUCUCAAGGAUAAUAAAGUUUACACACACAUUA
Messenger RNA from Oncorhynchus kisutch (coho salmon), 8101 nucleotides. Its product is annotated as clathrin heavy chain 1. Gene Ontology annotation, biological process: receptor-mediated endocytosis; intracellular protein transport. The transcript has 35 exons. Gene Ontology annotation, cellular component: clathrin coat of trans-Golgi network vesicle; clathrin complex; extracellular exosome. NCBI's taxonomy places the organism in Eukaryota, Metazoa, Chordata, Actinopteri, Salmoniformes, Salmonidae. The record is from RefSeq and is a predicted model, not a curated record. Gene Ontology annotation, molecular function: clathrin light chain binding; structural molecule activity. The coding region runs from base 807 to 5864 and encodes 1685 amino acids.